Messenger RNA from Lagenorhynchus albirostris (white-beaked dolphin), 2284 nucleotides. It is a transcript of the gene ENC1, whose product is annotated as ectodermal-neural cortex 1. The record is from RefSeq and is a predicted model, not a curated record. Gene Ontology annotation, molecular function: protein binding. Lineage: Eukaryota; Metazoa; Chordata; Mammalia; Artiodactyla; Delphinidae. The coding region runs from base 348 to 2117 and encodes 589 amino acids. The transcript is spliced from 3 exons.
UGCCGGUGCGCAAGGCGCUUUCCAGCUCCCUCCCGCGAGGGUACAGCCCGCCUCCUUCAGCGGCGCCUGCAGCCGGGAGCUCGCUCUCGCCUCCGGAGCUCACUCCGGGAGCUGCUCCGCGGGUGGCGGGCGCAGAGUCCGCGACGUGGGGAUCGUGAGGCCGCGGCGAUCCGCCCGCGGUAACCAGACCGCGAGCCAGUGUUACAUGCGCGCUCCCUUCGCCCGGUCAGUCGCUGUUGCUUCCUGGGGCUGAGACGUCCGCUCCGUCCCCUCCCUACCCGGUGACCGAGGCAAGAACCCAGCCGGUCGUGCACUGUGGCUGGUCGCCACUGUUGAGUGGAAACAAAAUGUCCGUCAGCGUGCACGAGAACCGCAAGUCCAGGGCCAGCAGUGGCUCCAUUAACAUCUAUCUGUUCCACAAGUCUUCCUACGCGGACAGUGUCCUCACUCACCUGAACCUGUUACGCCAGCAGCGUCUCUUCACCGACGUCCUUCUCCAUGCCGGAAAUAGGACCUUCCCGUGUCACCGGGCAGUGCUGGCCGCGUGCAGCCGCUACUUUGAAGCCAUGUUCAGCGGCGGCCUGAAGGAGAGCCAGGACAGCGAAGUCAACUUCGACAACUCCAUCCACCCGGAAGUCUUGGAGCUGCUCCUCGACUACGCUUACUCCUCCCGGGUCAUCAUCAAUGAAGAAAACGCGGAAUCGCUCCUGGAAGCUGGCGACAUGCUGGAGUUUCAAGACAUCCGGGAUGCCUGCGCUGAGUUCCUAGAAAAGAACCUGCACCCCACCAACUGCCUGGGCAUGCUGCUGCUGUCUGACGCGCACCAGUGCACCAAGCUGUACGAGCUCUCCUGGAGGAUGUGUCUCAGCAAUUUCCAGACCAUCAGGAAGAACGAAGAUUUCCUCCAGCUGCCUCAGGACAUGGUAGUGCAGCUCCUGUCCAGUGAAGAGCUGGAGACGGAAGACGAAAGACUUGUGUACGAGUCUGCAAUUAACUGGAUCAGCUACGAUCUGAAGAAGCGCUACUGCUAUCUCCCGGAGCUGUUGCAGACGGUGAGACUGGCUCUGCUGCCGGCCAUCUAUCUCAUGGAGAAUGUGGCCAUGGAGGAGCUCAUCACUAAGCAGAGGAAGAGCAAGGAGAUCGUGGAAGAGGCCAUCAGGUGCAAGCUGAAAAUCCUGCAGAACGACGGCGUGGUGACCAGCCUCUGUGCCCGCCCCCGGAAAACCGGCCAUGCCCUCUUCCUCUUGGGAGGACAGACUUUCAUGUGUGACAAGCUGUACCUGGUCGACCAGAAGGCCAAAGAGAUCAUUCCCAAGGCUGACAUCCCCAGCCCAAGAAAAGAGUUCAGUGCCUGUGCAAUUGGCUGCAAAGUAUACAUUACUGGGGGGCGAGGGUCUGAGAAUGGAGUCUCGAAAGAUGUCUGGGUUUAUGAUACCCUGCAUGAGGAGUGGUCCAAGGCGGCCCCCAUGCUGGUGGCCAGGUUUGGCCAUGGCUCUGCUGAACUGAAGCACUGCCUGUACGUGGUCGGGGGGCACACUGCCGCCACUGGCUGCCUCCCGGCCUCCCCCUCAGUCUCUCUAAAGCAAGUAGAACAUUAUGACCCCACAACCAACAAAUGGACCAUGGUGGCCCCUCUCCGAGAAGGGGUCAGCAAUGCCGCAGUGGUGAGUGCCAAGCUCAAGCUCUUUGCUUUCGGAGGUACCAGCGUCAGUCAUGACAAGCUCCCCAAGGUUCAGUGUUACGAUCAGUGCGAAAACAGGUGGACGGUCCCGGCCACCUGUCCCCAACCCUGGCGUUACACGGCGGCAGCUGUGCUGGGUAACCAGAUUUUUAUUAUGGGGGGAGAUACCGAGUUCUCCGCCUGCUCUGCUUAUAAAUUCAAUAGCGAGACUUACCAGUGGACCAAGGUGGGAGACGUGACAGCAAAGCGGAUGAGCUGCCACGCUGUGGCCUCCGGAAACAAACUCUACGUGGUUGGAGGGUACUUUGGCAUUCAGCGAUGCAAAACUCUGGACUGCUACGAUCCAACGUUGGACGCGUGGAACAGCAUAACCACGGUCCCGUAUUCGCUGAUCCCUACUGCGUUCGUCAGCACCUGGAAACAUCUGCCCUCUUAAACACAAUGCAUCCUAAAGAGAGUGAGCGUAAGUUUAGCUGACUCCAUCCCUCAAUGAGACAAGAUGGGAUCUCUACUUUGGAGAGGCCAAGUUGAAUGAAGAGAAAGAAAAGAAAAAGGAAAAGAAGUUGCUACAGUCCAAUCCACCACACCUUGUAAAUGCUUCUA